AGUCAGAAAUCUUUAAUGUCUUAUUAUUAUCAAAAUGAAGAGUGGGAAGUGGAUGUUGAUGAAGAAGAAGAAGAAGAAGAAGAGGAAGAAGAGAAAUGGGUGAAGAAUUAUUCGUCUAAUCACCAAAUACUGUUGGUGGGUGAGGGAGAUUUCUCUUUCUCUUUGAGCUUAGCUCGCUCUUUUGGCUCUGCUUCCAACAUUCUCGCUUCCUCUCUCGACCCUUAUGAUGUGUUGAUCAAGAUAUACAAGGAAGCAAAAUUGAAUUUGGAAAAUUUAGAAAAGCUCGGGGCAUCCCUCUUACAUGGAGUGGAUGCAACUAAAAUGAAGCUUCAUAGUGAACUGAGAUGGCGGAAAUUCGAUAGGAUUAUCUUUAACUUUCCUCAUGCAGGGUUUCAUGGAAAGGAAGAUCAUGCACAUGUGGUUAAGAUGCAUAGAAAUCUUGUGCACGGCUUCUUCCAUAAUGCAAUAGGGAUGCUUCGAGCAGAUGGUGAAAUUCAUGUGAACCACAAAACUACAGCUCCAUUCUGCCACUGGAAUAUAAUGGAACUUGGUUUAAAGAACUGGUUGGUAUUGAUUGAGUGUGUUGAUUUCAAGAAAGAAGACUACCCAGGUUAUCACAACAAAAGAGGGGAUGGUUUGAGAUGUGAUGAACCAUUUCCUUUGGGUGAGUGCAGCACCUUUAAGUUCAGAUUGUCCCCUACAGCUAAAAGGUUGCAUACCGGGAUAACAAGUAUGGUUGCAUCAAUGCAUGAAAGACCUCAGCAAUUUCAGAGGAUUCCAAAGCAAAUGCAGCAGCGGUCGUCUUCAAUAAAAUUCAGUUCUCGAGCAGGUCACUUAACAAAUAUGGAGCAAACUUCACAGCAUGUGAGUUUUCCAUUAACAAGCAGCACUGGAAAUUCAUUCUCUGGGAUGAAUGAUGGGCACUUGAUCAAUCCUACAGUAACAUUUGGAGGAAACAAUCAUGAUUUAAGACACUCCUUUCACACUCCUAGGCCUGCUAUUCAGGGGAAUUUUAUUCAAAUGCAGCAGUGGUCACCUUCAAUUAGAUUCAGUUCUCGAGCAGGUCACUUAACAAAUAUGGAACAAACUUCACAGCAUGUGAGUUUUCCAUUAACAAGCAGCACUGGAAAUUCAUUCUCUGGGAUGAAUGAUGGGCACUUGAUCAAUCCUACAGUAACAUUUGGAGGAACCAAUCAUGAUUUAAGACACUCCUUUCACACUCCUAGGCCUGCUAUUCAGGGGAAUCCUCUUCAAAUGCAGCAGUGGUUGCCUUCAAUCAAAUUCAGUUCUCGAUUAGGUCACUUAACAAAUAUGGAACAAACUUCACAGCAUGUGAGUUUUCCAUUAACAAGCAGCACUGGAAAUUCAUUCUCUGGGAUGAAUGAUGGGCACUUGAUCAAUCCUACAGUAACAUUUGGUGGAACCAAUCAUGAUUUAAGGCACUCCUUUCACACUCGUAGGCUUGCUAUUCAGGGGAAUCCUAUUCAAAUGCAGCAGUGGUCACCUUCAAUUAAAUUCAGUUCUCGAGCAGGUCACUUAACAAAUAUGGAACAAACUUCACAGCAUGUGAGAUUUCCAUUACCAAGCAACACUGGAAAUUCAUUCUCUAGGAUGACUGAUGGGCACUCGAUUAAUUCUACAGAAGCAUUUGGAGGAACCAAUAAUGAUUUAAGACACUCCUAUCAUGCGCCUAGGCCUAAUUUUGUGAGAGACUUUGCAGCAAUGCCAGGAAGAACCUUGAGUGGUGACAUGUAUGCUUUGCGUGAGCAUCAUCGUAUCAGCAUUUUGAGGUCGAUGCGGCUGAAUAGGUUGUUGGGUCAUGAUCACCAGUUGAAUGAAAGUGAUGAACAGCAAUUGGAGUACAGGUGACUACCGUAGGUUUAGUUUUUGUGUUGGUUAUUUGAAGUAUAUUUGUGAAGAAGUGGUGAUUAGGACUUUUGAAGCUCUGUGAUUGUAUAUUCUGCCAAGUUUUACUUUGAAAGCUGAUCUUUUUCCAGCAUCCAAACUUACAUUCUGGUUA
Molecule: messenger RNA, 2020 nt
Organism: Quercus robur (English oak)
Lineage: Eukaryota; Viridiplantae; Streptophyta; Magnoliopsida; Fagales; Fagaceae
Exons: 3
Coding region: 16-1869 (617 amino acids)
Biological process (GO): rRNA base methylation
Cellular component (GO): cytoplasm
Molecular function (GO): rRNA (uridine-N3-)-methyltransferase activity
Source: RefSeq, a predicted model, not a curated record